UGAGAGAAAAGUCAUAACAAUCGGGAGACUCGUGAAAGCGAUUCUAACGAGGGGAAACACAUCUGCAGAAUACGGCAGUUUUUGGUAAACUAAUGCAUUAAGAGACCUGUGCGCAAUAAUCUGCAUGUUAUUUAAGAUCAUCUGUAGAUCAUUUUAAAAGAUGGCAGCUUUGGAUGGGGCUGAAGAGUCGUCCUCUGCUCUGCGUUAUCGUGCUGUCUUACUGGGAAAAACAGGAAAUGGGAAAAGUGCUACUGGAAACUCCAUAUUGGGAAGAAAAGCUUUCCUUUCAAAGCUAAGCUUUAAAACUGUAACACAAGAAGUUAAAUGUGAAAGCAUCAACAUAGAUGGGGUGAAUCUUACAAUUUAUGACACACCAGGAUUAUUUGACCCUGGCAAUGAACUGAACCCUGAUGAGGAGUUAUAUCAGGGGCUUCCAGAGUUAUAUACACCAGACCCGCUUGUGUUUCUGCUGGUGAUCAGACCUACAAGAUUCACUCCAGAAGAGAAAAGAACUGUUGAGAUUAUUGAAGAUUACUUGCCUGACUGGCACAUGAAAAACACCUGGAUCAUUUUCACUGGAGGAGAUGAGCUGGAGAGAGAAGGUCUCACCAUAGAGGACUUAAUAGAAGAAUCAGAGGAUAUGAAAAAAGUUGUCCAGAAAUUUGACAACAGAUACUUUGUCUUUAAUAAUGUCACACAACACCCUGAACAUGGUGAAGUGAAACAGCUGAUUAAAGCCAUUAGAAAUGUUCAACCUCUGAGAUCUCCAGAGAUAGACCCUUUUCUACAGAGAAAGUCACCAGCGGAGCAUGAAACCAGCUCCAAUAAGAGAAGGUUACUUCUUCUGGGGAAGUCCGGCUCAGGGAAGAGUGCAACAGGGAACACCAUACUGAGACAAAAACUGUUUAAAUCUGAGCUCAGCUUAAGCCCAGUAACAAAACAGUGUGAAAUGCAUACAUCAGAUGUUUUGGGGAGAGAAGUGUCUAUUGUUGAUUCUCCUGGAUUUUCAGAUCUAGCUUUAAAACCUGAAGAUUUAGCCAAAGAGCUGGCGAAUAGUAUUGCCCUCUGCAGUCCAGGGCCUCAUGCCUUCCUGUAUGUGGUGUCACUCACAGGAAAAAUCAUACAGGAAGAUCAAAACCACAUUAAAAAUAUUGAAAUAAUUUACGGAGAAGAAGUAGUGAAGUACACAAUCCCUGUAUUCACCCACAGCGAUCAGUUAGAGGGAAAGAGUGUGGAAGAUCUCAUCAGAGAGAAUACAACUCUUAGCAGUUUUGUUCAGCAGUGUGGAGGAAGAUACCACAUCAUGAACAAUAAAGACAUGAGAAACAGAAAACAGGUGACAGACCUACUGCAGAAGAUUGACACAAUGAUAGAGCAGAACGGAGGAGAACACUACAGUAAUCAGAUGUUUGAAGAUACUCAGAGAUACAGACGAGAGGAAGAAGAGAGACAGAGUGAGGAAGAAGAGAAAGAGGAAGAAGAGAGACAGAGAGAUGAUCUACAUACUGAACCUGUGCAGGGAGCAAAGGAAAGCUGGAUUCAGAGAACAUGGAAGAAUACUAAAGAAUUUGUAUAUAACAAUUUCAGAAGGCACUUAAUUGCUGCAGCUCAAAUGAUUUAUUCAUUACCCCGUAGAAUUAUUAACCUUGUAAGCAGGGUGAGACUGACAUGCAUGACAGGAGAUGGGUCUAAUGUAUGGUCCUAUGAUCUUAAAGACAAAAGACAAACUAAAACUGAAGAAGCUCAGGAACUAAUAAAUUAAUGUAAGUGAGUUAGGUUUAGUCUGGAUUUCAGCAAUAUUUCAAAAUUGAUGUAUGAUAUGUACAAAGAUUUUCUGACACUUUUAAACUACCAGAAGCAAAUCUGCCAAUGAUAAUGGGAGAAACAGACUUUUAAAGUUGACCAAUCCUCCAUCAUCUAAAGAUAAAAAAAUACAAUACUGAUGUAGAUAUUUAAUUAUAUAUUUACUAAACAUAUUAGAAUUAUUUGUUGCUUUCUCCUGUUUUAGGACAAAAAAAAACAUAUAAAAUAAAAACAUAAAAACAAACAAUGUUUCUUAGUUCAUGUAACAAAGAUUUAAUCUCAAUAUUUUCCUUUAAAGCAUUAAGCAAUAUAUAAUCUGUGCAUCCUUCCAGAAAAUCAAAGAUAUCUAUGAAUGGUUCAUUUUAGCUUGAUCAAGAGUCAAGAGAGACAAGAGGCAUUUAUUUGACAUUUGCAUAGUUAACACUGGAGAAAACUGGGCAUUGAAAUGCUUGUGAUGAGGCUCAGACAUACAGUGACAAUAACAAGACAUAAGACAUAGACGUACAUGGAGAGCACUGAGAUGUUUGAGUGACUACAGUGCCCUUAGACAGAAAGACACGGACAGAGCAUUAUAUGCCCAUAAGUGGACGUAACUGGAACAAUAAAUGUAGACAGUGUUUAGAGUUAUGGUGUACAUAAGAAGUCCUGAGGUAAUAUUAUGAUUACUGGGGUAGAACGGUGUCUAAAAUGUCUUUGUAGAGUGACGUAGAGCUACAUGGAGGAAAAUUAAAGUGGCAGUGCAGAUGCAAUCAAUAAACUUAAGAGCAGUUCAUAUUCAGAUCUAUUCCUGAGUAGAGCAAUGUCCAAAAGUAAUUAUAGAGUGUC
Carassius auratus (goldfish) is the source of this 2628-nucleotide messenger RNA. Its product is annotated as GTPase IMAP family member 8-like. The record is from RefSeq and is a predicted model, not a curated record. Gene Ontology annotation, molecular function: GTP binding. The coding region runs from base 161 to 1762 and encodes 533 amino acids. The transcript has 3 exons. Lineage: Eukaryota; Metazoa; Chordata; Actinopteri; Cypriniformes; Cyprinidae.